Labeo rohita (rohu) is the source of this 3717-nucleotide messenger RNA. RefSeq names its product G protein-coupled receptor 18 (gene gpr18). The transcript has 2 exons. Gene Ontology annotation, molecular function: G protein-coupled receptor activity. Gene Ontology annotation, biological process: positive regulation of Rho protein signal transduction; phospholipase C-activating G protein-coupled receptor signaling pathway. Gene Ontology annotation, cellular component: membrane. Bases 329 to 1318 code for a protein of 329 amino acids. The record is from RefSeq and is a predicted model, not a curated record. NCBI's taxonomy places the organism in Eukaryota, Metazoa, Chordata, Actinopteri, Cypriniformes, Cyprinidae.
AAGAGAGCUAAUGCUGUGUGACAAACCCUAUUUUCCCAAUCAAUAACCAGCACCCAAACCUGUCACAUCUUUACUUCUCCACUGUUCUCAAACUGCAUAUGACAUAGAGUUUGCUAUUGAGAAAUAUUCUCCACCAGUACAUGCAUUACAGGAAGUGAAGGGGCUUCACAGAAACCAAAAGAAAAAUUCUAAUCUAAAUAAAGAAACAGGCUUCAUGACUUCCUCUGUUAGAUCGAAGCUCGUCAGCGAGGGCACAUUAUAGUCAUCAACUGUACAGCCUUCAGAACAGAUAUGAUGCCAACGACAUGGAUCUCUGAGGCAAACCAUCAUGGCUCAUAACACAUCUUCGCCUGUCAUCAUGGAGGGUCACGUUCCCCAAGUGUACCGGACUAUUAGCCUAGUGUUUUACGGCAUUAUCUUCAUCAUAGGCACAGUGGUCAACCUGACCGCCCUCUGGGUCUUUGCCUUGACCACAAAAAGACGGAACUCCAUCACUGUUUAUAUGAUCAAUGUCGCUUUGGUGGACUUGGUAUUUAUCUUAUUGCUGCCUUUUCGAAUGGUCUACUACAGUCAAGACUACUGGCCCUUUGGAGACGUGUUCUGCAGGAUAAACGCUGCGCUAACUGUACUCUAUCCCUGCCUGGCCUUAUGGCUCUUCGCCCUCAUUAGCACAGAUCGCUACGUGGCCAUAGUGCAGCCGCGACACACCAGAGAAUUAAAAAGCGUUAGGAAAGCCUUGCUGUCCUGUGCGGGAGUCUGGAUCAUGACCCUAGGCAGCACAGCUCCGCUUGUUUUCAUAGAAGAAGACCCUGACCGCAAGACAAACUAUACCACUUGCAUCAAGAUGCAUGACAUCAUCUACUUGCGCCGUGACAAUCCCGUCCACUUCGCACGUAUCGUCUUCUUCUUCCUGGUGCCAGUGUGCAUCAUGGUGGGUUGUUACGUGAUCAUCGUGGACAAUCUCAUCCAUGGCCGCACGUCCAAACUGAAGCCCAAAGUCAAGCAGAAGUCCAUCCGGAUCAUCAUCACACUGAUUGUUCAGGUGCUGGUUUGUUUUGUGCCUUUUCACAUCUGUUUUGUUUCACUGCUGCUGGCCAGCAGUGAAGGGGGUUACAACACCUGGGGGGCCUUUACCACCUUCCUGAUGAACGCGAGCACAGUGCUGGACAUCAUACUCUUCUACAUUGUGUCAAAGCAGUUUCAGGACCGUGUAAUCAGUGUGAUCUUGUACAGGAACUACCUGAGGAGCGUUCGCAGGAAGAGCCUUCACACCAACAGCAUUCGCUCGCUCAGUAACCUAACAAGUGCCAUGAUCUGAGGAAUAAUACAGCUGAUGUAAGCAGUGUAAACUGAAUGUAAAUAUGUCAAUGUUUGUAAUUAAAUUAGAGAGACUAAGAUUUAACUUGCAGAACAAUUUGAAUGAUCAUACAGUUGUGAAACUGCUUGCAGUAACAGCAACUAUGUAGAAAGUAUGCAGUCAACUUACAAGAUGGAUCACAUGCUCCAGUGUCUUCAUUGGCAGAUGCAUUGCACCACUGUUCAUCUGCACAGAGUUAAACUUUUAUUAGUUUUCCUGUCAGAUGCACAUCACCACACACUGCACAAUUACUUGUGCUGCAAAUCGGUUCAUGUGUGAACACACCCUAAGACAUCUGUUUGAUUUUCAGUUUUUGCAUUACAUGCUGCAAAUGCAUGUGUUAAGUUAAAAGAGAUAAGUUUUAAAAUUGAAGUUAUAAAUGGGGAUGCUACAGUUAGAGCCACAUAAGUGGUUAGUUUUUUCAUAUACAUACAGUAUAUAAAAUUAGGCCAGAAUGGGGAUGCACUGUAAACCCUAACACUCAGAAUAUUGAAUUGGUUUGAGUAGGGCAAACUUAAAUUAAAUGAAUUUUAAACAAACUAUCUUUGAGUAUUUCAAACUUUAUUUGUCAUGAAACUGACAUCUUUUAAGUAAUCUGAAUUGUUUCACUGUUUUGAAUUUAAUGAACUUGUUUAUUUGUAUUUACACAGACUUAAGCUUGAACUGAAACUAGGCUGGGAUUUCCAUUUCCCAGCAUGCUUUGCUAUGGCACUCAAAAUGGAGGGUAGAUGCAAAAUUUAUGUUAGGGAGGGAGAUUUAGUAGUGUAUUUUGUUAUGCUAAUACCAUCAUGGCAACAAGAGAAGCAUGAGCUUGGUUUAUGAUGAAUGUUCUUUAUUAGCUUACUUAUUCACCAAUAUACUAAUUAAAGCAUUGUGUUACCAAUUAGCAAGUUACUGUAGCAUUUACAGAAUUAGUUUUUACUACUAAAAAUGUUUAAUUCAGAAUAAAAUUUAAAUUUAUGUGAUACUUACUCAAAUAUUUCAAGUUAGGAGCUACUUAAAAAUUGAUUUUUUUUUUUAUCUUACAUAUUGAUUUGAAAAAUUACCUCAUUUUUUUUGCCAACUUAUUCAGGUUUACAGUGUGUUGUUAGAUAAUCACAGCAAGGUGUUUGAAAUAGUUUGCACUGCAAAAGUUUCUUUGCAGUCUUUGCACAAUCUGUGCAAGCCAUGUCUUUUGCUAAGCAUGCUUUUUAUCAUACCAAGUAUGAUCUUCAGACACAGCAAAUGUCUUUGAAGAGGUUAGUUCAAAAGGAGUGCAUAGUUGUAUAUUUGGUUCUUUUAGAAGUGUAAAAUGAAAUACUACCUUUUAGCGUGGGAUGUAAUGCAUAUUAAAUUUCCCAAAAAGGGAACAAGUAAUGAAAUUACAUAAGAGCACUUUAUCUCUAAAAUGUUGGUAUUUACUGACAGUGAAAGUAACGCAUGAUAACAUGCACUCUUAAAAAUAAAUGUUCCAAAAGGGUUUUUUGCAGUGAUGUCAUAGAAGAACUAUUUUUGCUUCCCCCCAAAAACCUUUCAGUGAACAGUUCUUAAAAGGACCAUGUUUUCUGAGUGUAAUAACUUUUUAUACUGUAAAGAACCUUUUGUGCAAUGAAAAGUUUCCAUGAAUGUUAAAAGGUUCUUCAUGGAAUCAUAUAUGCCAAGAACCAUAUGUAUAUGGUAUUAUUAUAUGUAUAUAUGUACUUAUUAAAAUAUUCUGCACCAUUUUGUUAAUACAAGUUGAUCACAAUUAAAACUGAACUGAAACAAGAUUUUGGUACAGAAACACAUGACUGUAAACUUGACCUGUGGUAUAUAAGAUGCCAGCAGGUGGCGCUACUGACCAGGGCACAUUUAUGCAACUCUCACAGUGCUUUGUCCCAGUAUCACCAUCAGGUGGUGUCAUGUGAUGUUACCAAAUUACUUGAAAGUGGCAUUUUAUCUGCUCAUUGUUUUAAAGUGUUGUUUUCAAUUAAAAUGUGCUUUUUUUUAAAAAACUUUCUAUAAAAUAUGUGACUGCUGAUAGAUGGACUGAUUUCUGCUAUGAGAAGCUGACACAUCCUGUGGCUAUAUUCCAUCUAAGUGUUUCUUUUCUCAUUCUGUUAUGAUUACUAUUCAUGUUUUGCAGCUUUUGUGACCUAAUAAUUACUAAAAGAUUAUAUAAUAUUUGCAAUUUUUAAAUUCAAGCCACAUUGCAGGAUCAUUUACAUGAAAAACUUAGCAAAAAAUGAGCUUAUACAUUCAUAUCAAUUUUGAACUUUAAAAAUGAUUUUGUUAAAAAAAUCCAUUAAUCUGUUAUGCAUCAAAUACUCAUACACUCAAUGUAUACCCUGCACUUUACUUGAUUAAGCUGAAUUAAAAUUGAUAUAUGUACUUUUCUUCAA